Symbiodinium sp. CCMP2456 is the source of this 2958-nucleotide messenger RNA. The record is from the annotation of a GenBank genome assembly. NCBI's taxonomy places the organism in Eukaryota, Dinophyceae, Suessiales, Symbiodiniaceae.
AUGUCUUCUCAGUUCCACCCGUCGUUGGCCACAGCUUCGGCUUCCACCCCUGCGAUCCAGGCGAAUGUGCGGCGAUGCCGCUGGCAAGAGGCGGUGCUGCUGUGGCAUAAUGCACUUGCCACGGAGCCCCCGAUUUCGCGAACAGCUGCAAAGCUAUUGCUCUCUGCCUUGCAGAGAACAAGUCUGUGGCAGCAAGUGCUUGCACUCGUUGCCGGUUUGCCAACUCGCAAACUGGCGGCGGACAAGACUAUAUACGAUGCGGCAUUACUGGACUAUGCAACGAAUCGCAAUUGGCAGCUCGCCCUCAACAUUGUAGGCAUGAUGAUGCCUCCCGUGACACCCGAUGUGGUCAACUACAACUCUUUGAUCGCCACAUGCCUUGGAGGUUCCAGCUGGCAGCUGGCAGUGCACGUCCUGGCCCACAUGCCCGUGUCGCCAGAUUCCAUCAGUUUUUCUUCUGCCAUCCGUGCAUGUGAGAAGAGCACAUGCUGGAAAGAAGCUGUCGCGCUCCUCUUCGGGAUGAUCGAGCGUGAGAUGCUUCCCUCCGGCAUCAGCUGCGGAUCUGCUCUCAAUGCCUGCAAAAGGGGCAACCGUUGGCAGCACAUGGUGGCCUUGCUGAACCUGCUGCAAGACAUCAAGGCACCACCUGAUGGGAUAAGCUACACUGCCACAAUCGCGGCCUGUGCCACCGAUUCCUGGCAGAAUUCCUUGUCCGUGUUCGACAGGAUGCAGAAGCAACAACUACUCCCUGACGUGAUUUCGUUCUCGUCGGCUGCGCAUGCCUGCGGUGCACAUGGACAUUGGGAGCAAGCUCUGGCGAUUUGCAGCAGCAUGCGCCAGUUCUUGCUUCAGCCGAACACGGUGUUGUACAGCUCGCUGAUCAGUGCUUGUGGUGCCACUGGGGAAUGGCAGCGGGCUUUCGCUUUGUUCGCGCAAAUGCAAGCCGAGAGCUUGCAAAUUGAUGUUUUUGCCUGUGGCGCCGCAAUCAAUGCCUGUACAUGUGAGGGGGCCAUGUGGGAGGAGGCCCUGCGCCUUUUGGACAGCAUGCUCCAGGCAACUGUGCGGCCAAGCAAAGUAUGCUGCAACGCGGCAAUCAGCGCAUGUGACAAAGGCGGUCAGUGGCAACUUGCCUUGGGCUCCUUCCAAAAGCUGGGAAAGUGGACGCUGCAUGCGGAUGCUGUCAGCUACGGUGCUGCCAUCAGCGCUUGCGCACAAGGACAUAAGUGGAUGAUGGCACUGACCCUCCUGGACGAAAUGCCUGCCGCGAGCACCAGAAGAAAUACGAUCUGCUACACCAGUGCCCUGAGUGCCCUUGACAAGGCUGGGCAUUGGCAGCUGGUGUUGCUGAUGCUGUCUCAGAUGUCGGAGGAGGCAUUGCAGCCUACUUUAGCAAGCUAUGGGGCAGCAAUGAGCGCCUGUGACUCUGCCGGAGCGUGGACCUCUGCAUUGACGUUGCUUCACCAAAUGAAGUCGCAGAGACUGAUGCCCACAGGAAUGAUCGCCGGGUCACUGGCAGGUGCUGUCCAAAAAGGCAUGGGCGAAGAUGCGGCCCACGAUGUUUUGGCAGAGCUUCGGGACCUGUGGACCGAGCAGUGUCCGCAUGCAGCCGGCGCGCUGCGUCCAGCAGGUGCCGAUCUUGCGGCUGUGGUUGGCUGUGGUCCUGGCAUCGUGGCUGCCACAAAGCCAAGCGGCGAGAGGACCGAGGACUUGGCCGAAAGCUUGGCUGAAUCACUUGGAUGUGAGCUGACUCUCGUUUCCCGGCUGGACCAUCCGACAUCAGGCGUGCUUCCCGUCGCUCUCGGAUCAGAAGACUCUGCUGCAGCCAACUGGUUACAAGCUCAAUUUGCAGGUCGAAUGGUGCGCAAGGAAUACCUCUGUCUGGUUGAGGGCCGUCCUCUUGGAGCCGAUGGUUGCUGCGCCCGGAUUGAUGCCCCCUUGCACACCAUCAAAAAAGGCGAUCAGCUCCGGACUGAAAUCUCCAGCCUGGGCCGGGAGGCGAAGACUGAAUACCAGGUGCUGGCAAGGUAUCGGCUGGAUGCCGCAAGUGACCCGGUCCUGUCCCUCCUGUCUGCUCGCCCGAGAACUGGUCGAACACAUCAGAUACGCGUGCACAUGGCCAGCAUCGGUGCACCGAUUGUCGGUGAUUUGACUUAUGGAAGGUCUCACCGCUCUAGGCAGAUAGCCUCCGGCUGUUGCCUUAAUUUUAUUGCCAUGUUCUUCACGCUGUGCCGCGACCUGCAUGACUUGUUUCAGAAGGACGACCUCGAACUUUCAUUCUGGCCCAAUGAUGCCGAGGACACACUUUUCGAGUUGUCUAAGGGAGCCGAUGUGUCCUUUGGGAUAUUCUCAGCGAGUCACACAUGGUUUCUCGUGGCGUUUGUGUUUCGGACGUUCUCGGACCUGUGCCAACUGAGAAUCAUGCGUCACUGGCAGGGCAACUUGUCUCAUCGUCGAGAGCCUGCUGCCUGCAAGUAUCGUGGCUACGAUGCGGUGGCCGACGACUACGAAAUGAUUACCAUGCCUGCUGAGCCAGGGGAUUGUGACGCAGAGAAGAAGAUGAUCCAGCGCCAGAUUGCAAGCUUAUCCAGGCGUAUUGCAAGAGGAGGUGCACCUGAAGUUCUUGACCACUAUCACAAGGUCAAAGAAGAUCUGGAACUGCAGCUCGCCAUGCCUGGCAUCUUGCGAUACAAAACUAUGGAUGUGCCGGACGUUGAUUUGCGAUCGACUUUAUCGACCAUUUCGACUUGCGACACAUUUCCCGACGAGCCCACCUGCGUCCCGCUGGACCUCGAACCGGCAGGAGUCCAGCCAAGUUCAACGUGCCAGCUCCUGGCAUCGUGGGACCUAGGGCACGCCAAAUCAUCGGACAGGAGGCAUCCACUGUGGUGGAGGGCUCCGACCAAUGACACGCCCGUUGAAUGCAAACCUCGAGGUAUAGGAUGGUAUAGGUUCUUCUAA